GAUUAACAGCAGAAUCGGUGUAUGGUUUCACCACGUCGUUUACCACAGUACUAGAAGUAGUCUAGCCAAUCGAUCUACCCUCCAAACCUGCAGCUCCGCCUGACUCAGUCCAUUUCAUUACGACACGCGGAUUUGGGAUAAAGACGAGCCGCGACGCAAGCUCACGAUGUCCAUUUCUAAUGUACAAGCGACACCAUCCAUCCAGAUAUGCAGGUAAGACUCUUAUGAUCAUGCGUCCUGAUGAUGCCAACAUUGUUGGCAAUGUUCAUGGUGGCACUAUCCUGAAGAUGAUUGAGGAAGCAGGAUGCAUCAUUGGCACACGCCACUGCAAUACUCAAAACGGGGAUCGUUGUGUGGCUGCUCUGGCUCGGGUGGAGCGCACAGACUUCCUGCACCCAAUGUUCAUCGGUGAAGUGGCCCACGUCAGUGCUGAGAUUACCUACACCUCCAAACACUCGGUCGAGGUGCAGGUCAAUGUUCUCUCAGAGAACAUAGUCACAGGUGCCAAAAAAUUGACCAAUAAGGCAACGCUAUGGUAUGUCCCUUUCUCCCUUCCAAAUGUGGCCAAAAUCAUUGAAGUUCCUCCUAUUGAGUACUCCAGCCCAGAACAAGAGGAAGCAGGUAAAAAGAGAUAUGAGGCUCAGAAAUUAGAGCGAUUAGAGACCAAGGAGAGGAAUGGUGAGAUCAUCAUGUCUGUCUCUCUUCCAGAUAGACAAACAAAAGAACCCUACACAGUUGCAUUUAGUCAGUCGAGUCUGAUCCACCUUGUCGGCCCAUCUGACUGCACUCUGCAUGGCUUUGUACAUGGAGGUGUGACCAUGAAACUGAUGGACGAGGUGGCAGGGAUUGUUGCUGCUCGUCAUUGCAAGACCAACAUUGUGACGGCAUCUGUAGAUGCCAUUAACUUUCAUCGUAAGAUCAAGAAAGGCUGUGUCAUUACUAUUUCCGGCCGAAUGACCUUCACCAGUAAUAAGUCAAUGGAGAUUGAGGUUUUAGUAGAUGCUGACCCACUUGUGGAGACUGAGAAGGGAAAAUAUAGGGCUGUCACAGCCUUCUUCACCUACAUCUCCCUGGACAAAGACAACAAGCCCCUUCCUGUACCACCACUGAAGCUGGAAGGUGAAGAGGAGCAGAAGCGGUUUGAAGAAGGGAAAGCACGCUACCUGCAGAACAAGGCAAAGAGACUCGCAGAUAAGGAGCGACAACAAUGACUUUUACCACACAAACACCAUAUUGUGUUGUAGAUGAAAAGUAUUUAAUAAUAGAGCCUCAAUGUACAACAUACUUAAUAAAGAACCUCUGCUUUAUCCCACAUGUAGCUCACUAAAUAGAAAGAUAUAUAUAUAAAUACAGUAUAUAUAGGAAAAGUAUAUAGGUUUAAUUGAAUUUUCUGAGUUUUCCAAAGAACUUGUCUAUGUAUAUUAAGCGGAAAAAAAAAAUAUAUAUAUAUAAUUUAUGUUUUGUUGUAAAGAAUUAUUUGUGAAAUGUGCAGAGCUGUAUUAUGAACUAAUAAAAGCAUGCUAAUUCAACUACAACUGG
Molecule: messenger RNA, 1539 nt
Organism: Carassius carassius (crucian carp)
Lineage: Eukaryota; Metazoa; Chordata; Actinopteri; Cypriniformes; Cyprinidae
Product: cytosolic acyl coenzyme A thioester hydrolase-like
Exons: 10
Coding region: 180-1211 (343 amino acids)
Biological process (GO): acyl-CoA metabolic process; palmitic acid biosynthetic process
Cellular component (GO): cytosol; nucleoplasm; extracellular exosome
Molecular function (GO): long-chain fatty acyl-CoA binding
Source: RefSeq, a predicted model, not a curated record